AUGAAGAAGGUCUGCUGUGGAAAGCAAGUCCCUGUCGUCAGACUGCAGCGGCUGUCACCCAAAGGGGGCAAAGCAAAAGUGGCCAAGAAGGAUUCCUGCCAUGAAAAACAAGCAUCUGUCCAACUGCAGCCUCUGCAGCAUGAAGACAGCAAAGCUAAGUCUCCUCACUUUGAUAAUAUUGUUGGGUCAUUUCAUCAAGGACACACAAUAUUUAAUCCAGAAAGUAGAGGAAAGCAGUGCACGGCCAUUGCUUUGGCUGCAAUUGUUAAACACACAUACCAGCGAGAGGUGUAUAAAUGGUCUCAGAAAGAUCUAAACAUGACUUUAUUGGAAGGUGAUCGUCUGUACAUAAGAAAGAAGCAUCGUAUUCCUGAGGAUCAGUCUUAUUUGGGAGCUUUUGACUUUAAAAACGAGGAGAAGCUGUUUGGCAAGACGUUUUGUUUGGAAAUGGUCACUGUUAUUGGACGUCUGCUUUCAGUCACCAACCCUGAGAAAAAAGUAUGUUUUGUUACUUUGAAGACAGCUCUGGAAGAACAUCUUGCUACUGACAACGCUUGUCUCUUCACCAUGUCAGGCAGUACAUGUGCUAUUAUCGCUAAAAAUGGCAUGUAUGCUAUUGUGGACUCCCAUGCACGCAGUAAAUCUGGGAUGGUAGAUGGCAAUGGUUCAAGUGUUGUUGUGUUUUUCAAGCGCAUCAGUGAAGUUUAUGACCACAUAAUCCAACUUGCAGCAGGAUUCACUGAGCCAAAUGUUGAGUUUGAGCUCAAUAGCGUGGCACUGACUUUGAAAGACUGUGACUGUGAUGGUGUGACUGCUGAGCCUACUCUGGGCUGUUCUGAACCUCAUGCUGUGACUGAACUUAAAAGUAACCCCAAUUCCUAUGUUACUGAAAGUACUGCUGCAACUGACACGGCUGAUUUGAAAGCUUCUGAUCCUGGGUUCAAGAUAAAGAAAAAUUUACCAGAAAUAGGACACAAAUGUGGCAGAACACAAAUGAAAUCUCCAUUGCACAAAAAGCGAUCCAGGGUUGACACAGAGUUAAAAAGUGGAUCUCCAAUUGUCAAGAAAGCCAAACUGCAUGAUGCAAAUGACAUUACAAUCGUUGGUCAUGAGGAAAAUGCUUUGCAGUUUAAUCCUCUUUCUGAAAAAGUAUGCAAGGCAAUUUGCAAAUUUCUUAAUGUUGAAUUUGAAAAUUGCAAUGUUAAAGAGUCCUUAUGCGCUGGGGAUGCUGGAGUGCCAUGUCAUAAUGAAAAGAUUGUUGCCGAUGGUAACUGUUUCUUCCGUGCCAUUUCUCAAGCCAUAAGUGGGACACAGAAACACCAUAGAAGCAUCAGACUGAAUGCAGUGAAGCACUUAAAAAAGAAUCCUGAAAAAUAUCACUGCCUUUUGAAUGAAGAACAUCAGAAUUUGACUGUGGCAGAGUACAUUAAACAGCAAAAGAUGUCUUAUGUAAACACCUGGGCAACACAAGCUGAAAUUCAAGCCACAGCUGAUUGCAUUGGAGUUGAUAUUUACACGUUCUAUCAAGGCAAAUGGUUAAGAUUUAAAAACAGUGAAAAACAACAGUCUGAUGAAGGCAUCUACCUACAGAAUCAUGGAGCUCAUUAUGAACAUGUUGUUUGUGUCAAGCAAAGCCAACAAAAUGACUGUUAUAAACUGUGUACGUUUGAAACAUGUGUCUCGGAUGAGUAUUUGCAUGAAUGUACCUCUGAGUGCAAUACACCAUGUUCAUUACAAGAAUCAAGAGGAGAGCUUUGGAUGUGCAAGGUCUGUCAUUCAAAGAUCCGAAGAGGUGUAACCCCAGCAGAAUGGUGGGGAAACAAUUUACAACUGGAUUCAAUUCCUCUUGAGUUAUCUUGUUUGAAUCAUCUGGAAAAACAUCUGAUUUCUUUAAACAUUCCAUUUAUGAAAGUGUUAGCUUUACCAAAGGGUGGUCAAAAUGGAUGCCAUGGACCAAUUUUUUGCAUCCCUUCUUCAGUAAAUCAUACUUGUUCUGUUUUGCCUCGGUCAAAUCUGGAAGGUUGUCUGUUACGUGUUAAAUUAAAGCGUAAGCUAUCUUACAAAGGACAUUAUGAAUAUCACUUUGUUGACACAAAUCACCUGAAAGAAGCACUUAACUAUUUAAAGGAAAACAAUCAAUAUUAUCAAGACAUAGAAAUAAAUGAAGAAUGGGUGAAUGAGUUUGCUAAGGAAGAAGAAAACCAAGCACAAGACGACUCUAAUGAUAAUGCACAAAAAAACAAAGAAGUCUCAAACAAUAAUUCAAAACAACCAGAGUCUCCUGAUGAAGAAGAUGAAACUCUACAUGACCGGCAAAACCACUGUAUUUAUCAAGAUUCUUGUUCCAUGCCUGUUGAUCUUGGUCAAGAAACUCUUGAUCAGGGUUUUGAAGAUAUAAUUAAUCUGGCACCUGCUGAAGGAAACAAUCCUGUGCGUAUUUUGUCAGAUAAAGAUAAUGAAGCAAAAUCCUUUCCAUAUCUUUUUCCAUCAGGGAACAAUACUUAUCAUACGCCCAGACAGCACUACUUGACAUUGGCACGAUAUUUUAAUAACAGAAUAUUGCACGCUGAUGGAAGGUUUGCAAAGUGCGUUGAAUACAUUUUUUUUGCACAAUACAUGUCAGAAGUUCAGCAAGUCAUUCAGCAAGUGUCAAUAGCAUCACGCAAAGGACACACAAACCCUGCCGGCCAAAAAGACAAUGCUCCAGAAAACAUUGAGUCUUUGCAAGACAUCAUUAAGACUGAUGAAGGAUAUCGUUUUCUAAGGCCUAUAAGAGGUACUCCAAGCUUUUGGCAAGGUGCACAAAAGGAUUUACUUGCCAUGGUGCGGAAUCUGGGAAAACCCACUUUCUUUUGCAGUUUUUCGUCUGCAGAUUUGCGCUGGGGAGGGCUUUUAAAUUCAAUUUUGAAACAAGAGGGGAGAACUGAAACUUCUGAGAGUUUGGAGUAUGCAGAAAGGUGUGAACUGUUGCGUAAUCGUCCUGUCACUGCAGCACGCAUGUUUGACUACAGGUGGCAUCUCUUGUUGAAUUACGUGUUACUAUCUUCAUUGAAUCCAAUUGGAAAGAUUAAAGAUUACUUUUAUCGAGUAGAAUUUCAACAACGUGGAUCACCCCAUGUACACGCUUUAUUUUGGAUUGCCUCUUCAUCUGAGAUUGGAAAAAACACAGAUCAAGAAGUGGUGAAAUUCAUCGACAAGUACAUAACAUGUGAAAUACCCACACAAGAUCAGCAAUUAGCUGAAACUGUUACCUCCGUGCAGCAACAUUCUCAACGGCAUUCGAAAACAUGUAAGAAAAAGAAUACAGCCUGCCGGUUCAAUUUCCCACGCCCUGUAUCUGAACGUACUUUCAUCACCAAAAAACAGAAAAUACCAAAGUGCCCAAAGUGCCAGGGUGACACUGCAACAAAGAGCCAAGAACAAAAAAAAGACACUGUUGAAUGCAUAUGCUCUCAAAAUGAACAGAACUUUAUGAAAGAAGAGGAUGCAAUGAAAAUACUGACAACUGUUAAAAAAGCACUUCUGGAUAAAGACAAUCCCAUUACGAGUAUCCAGCAAAUGUUUCAAAAUGUUGGCAUUACGCAGGAAGUAUGGGAAAAAGCACUUAAAUGUGUUGAAAAACGCAUGCAAAUUGUCCUGCAAAGAGAUGUCAAUGAAAUUUGGAUUAAUCCAUAUAAUCCACUUUUGUUGAAAUGUUGGAAUGCCAACAUGGACAUCCAGUAUGUGGUUGAUGUAUAUGCUUGUAUCGUUUAUAUUAUCAGCUAUAUGUCCAAAUCUGAGAGAGAGAUGGGGCUGUUGUUGAAACAAACACACCAAGAGGCCACAAAACAGGGAAAUUCUGAUGCCAAAGAAGCUAUGAAGAAGAUUGGUCAAGCCUACCUCCACAACCGUGAUGUGUCUGCACAAGAAGCUGUGUACAGAAUCACUCAAAUGCACCUGAAAGAAUGUUCAAGGAAAGUUGUGUUUAUCCCCACAGGUGACACAAUUUUCAAACUCACCAAACCACUAAAUGAACUGAAAAAGUCAGGAAACAAUGACAUUUGGAUGACUGGAUUUGUGGAUCGAUAUAAGAACACACCACAGAAUGACACUUUUGAUAAUAUGUGUAUAGCCACAUUUGCUUCAGAGUAUCGUGUGUUAAGUACAUCAGAAAAGAAAUCCAAAAAUGUGAUUAAGUUACAGAAUUCAUGUGGCUAUAUUUCAAAGCGAUUCAGAACCAAACCUGCUGUUGUGCGCUAUGCACGGUUUUGAGAAACAAAGAAUCCUGAGCUAUAUUACAAAAGCCUGUUACAGCUGUUUUUUCCUUAUCGUCAUGAUAACGACCUCAAACCUUCAUCAUUUCAUUCUUUUGAACAGUUCUACAAAGAGGGCACAGUGCAGAUUGGCAACCAGACCGUUUCAGUGAUGUCAAUUGUGAACUCAAAUAGAUCUCACUAUGACAUUGAAACUGAAGAUUUGGAAGAGAUAAAAAAUAACCUGGACUCUAAUGAAAUAUUAGAGGAUGCUUGGGCCAUGCUUUGUCCUGAGCAAGAAGCAGAACGUUUGGAAGCCACUGAUGAACUUGCACAGAGUAAAGUGGAUGAUGAAGACCCCUUGCCCCAUAUUCCAGAUUUGGGGAUAGCUAACAAAGAAACUGCUCAUUUAGAAAAACAACACAAUGCGAUGACUCGAGCUGAAGGUUUGGAUUUAAUUCGAUCUUUAAAUGACAUCCAGCUGUCUAUUUUUUUCAAAAUACAAAAGUGGUGCAUACAAAAAGUCAAUGGAAAUGAUCCAGAACCUUUACAUGUGUUCAUCACUGGUGGCGCUGGCACAGGGAAAAGCCACUUGAUUCGGGCCAUUCAGUACGAAGCCAAUCGUCUAUUUGCUCCAAUGCGACGCCACCCAAACAACAUGAGUGUUUUACUAACAGCACCCACUGGUAUGGCAGCAUACAACCUAAAUGCAUCUACAAUUCACAGUGCAUUUAGCAUUGGAACAGAUGUGACACUUCCCUGCAUACCAUUAGGUGAAGAAAAACUCAAUUCUCUCCGUGCCAAAUAUAUUGACGUGAAGUUAGUAAUCAAUGAUGAAAUAUCAAUGGUUUCUCAUAAACUGCUCACAUAUAUACAUGGACGGCUGAGGCAAAUCAAGCAAAGAGGUGAUGUUUCCCCUUUUGGAAAUGUCAGCCCAGUUGGUGAUUUCUAUCAGUUACCACCAGUUAUGGCAAAAGGCUUGUACACUGACAAUCUACCUCUGAACUUUUGGUCAAGUUUCAAAAUGGCUGAACUGAAAACAAUUGUCAGACAGAAGGAUACCACAUUUGCAGAAUUACUGAACAGAUUAAGAACACGAUCGAAAGGGACACCCAUGCUUCAUGAAGACAUCCACAUUUUACAAAGUCGUGAAACUGGAGAGCAGUCUUCUGCUCUACAUAUUUUCCCAACAAAUUCACAGGUCAGUGAGCAUAACUUUAACCAGCUCCAAGCCACUUGUCCUGACUAUCAAACAAUAGAUGCACAGGACUAUCACUACAACAGAAAAACUGGAAAAAUGGAAAGCAAAGUCACACCUCACAGUAAAGACAACCUCACCUGUCUGCAGAAACAGCUAUUUUUGGGUGUUCCUGCUAGAUUUAUGCUGUGUAAAAACAUUGAUGUGGAGGAUGGAUUAGUCAAUGGAGUCUGUGGAACUGUAACACAUAUUAGUGAAACAGAAAGAAAUGGACUUCCUGAAGCUGUGUAUGUUCAGUUUGAUGACAUCAAUGUUGGUACACAGAGACGAAAAAAGUACCCAUCCACUGCACCUGCUUUAAUAAACUCCACACGGAUACAGCCAGAGGAGGAAAGGGCUAACAGCAAAGGGGGAAAACGUCGUCAGUUUCCUCUUGCACUUGCCUGGGCUGUUACAAUCCACAAAGUACAAGGCCUGACUGUUGACAAUGCUGUGGUGUCGCUAAAGCAAGUGUUUGCCUCAGGACAAUCUUAUGUGGCUUUAAGUCGUGUAAGAAGUCUAGAUGGCCUUAUUAUCCAGGCCUUUGAUGAAAAGGCUAUUUAUUGUAAUGACGAGGUAAAACAUGCCUUGGAAGCUAUGCCACGCUUCUUGGAUGACAAUGUGUCACAAGCCAAACAGUCUGCUGAUGUGUUCAGCUUGUUUUUGAUGAAUGUUCAGGGUUUAGUAAAACAUGUACCUGAUUUGGUGUUAGCCACACAGCAUUUACAGCCUGACUGUAUAGCUGUGACAGAAACAUGGUUAACAUCUCAGUCUGCACUUCAUAGUGUUGACAUAGACGGUUACAGUUUUCACAGCCGUCCACGAAGUCUGGCAUAUGAACACAGCAAGCAUCCAGCUCUUACUACACUCAAAAGUCAACAUCAUGGUGGAGUGGGCAUGUAUUGCUCCAACAACACUAACUGUCACUUUCCUGAUGUACCCCAAUUUAAUUUGGAGUGCUUAAUUUACAAAAAUGUAAAUCAUCAGGUUUUAGUUGCAGUUGUGUAUCGACCACCAGCAUAUCCCAUGUCUGUGUUCAAGCAGAAUUUGAAAAAUCUGCUAACUUGGCUACAGGCACAAAGUCAGUCCAUUGUGGUUAUGGGAGAUUUCAAUGACGACAUAUUGAAAUCAUCAUCACUGUGCAAUUUCAUGACCAGUUAUGGAUAUGUUCAGAAUGUCACAUCUCCAACUACAGAACGAGGCACUUUGAUUGAUCAUGUCUAUGUCAAAUCUCAACAAUAUGAGAUUUCAUCAGAAGUUGUUCCAACAUAUUUCAGUGAUCAUCAGGGCAUAGCCUGCUCUCUUAAACUGAAGUCUGUGUAG
Periophthalmus magnuspinnatus is the source of this 6792-nucleotide messenger RNA. RefSeq lists its product as uncharacterized. The record is from RefSeq and is a predicted model, not a curated record. NCBI's taxonomy places the organism in Eukaryota, Metazoa, Chordata, Actinopteri, Gobiiformes, Gobiidae. Gene Ontology annotation, molecular function: DNA helicase activity. Gene Ontology annotation, biological process: DNA repair; telomere maintenance.